AUGGACGAGAAACCCGAAACAACACCGCCCGCUUACUCGCAGGACAUCGUCACGCAUAGCCCAACACGAUGGCGAGGCAAUAUGCCCUGCGUGUGCAAUCCCACCGGGGGCUGUUCAAGACAUAACCCGACAACAGCUCCUAUAUUCUACAACCCCGUCCUACCAGCCGACAAUCAGCGGCCCAAAACCAAGGAGUUUUUCGUCCGACAGCCGCCAAAGCCAGCACCGCAAGACCCCGUGCAGCCGGGCGAGCCGGUCUCGGUGAGCCUCCCCCUCGACGCAUCGACCGUGGACCCCCUGACGCCGAUCCUGCCGUCGAUACCGUACGCGCUGGCCUGGUACCACGUGCACUGGGCCCGAGCAGCAGCAGCAGCAGCAGAGCAGCGGGACGUCCGGACGGCCGCCGCCCUGGACUGCGCGGGCGUCUGCCGCAUCGGCCCCGACGACGGACCGGGACCGGUGCUGCGGUGGACGGCCAAACCGCGCUGGAUCGGCGCCUCGCUGUUCCUGCAGCAGACAGCCAGCUUCGGCAUCGCGCCGACGAAGCGGCACCCGCUGUACCGCAAGUCCACGGUCCGUCCCAAGUACCAACUCACAGCCUGCCCGCACCUGUCUCACCGCAUCGUGAAGGUGGUGUUCGAGGAGCGGCGCGGGAUCUUCAGUGCCGAGGUGAAGCAGAGGGUCAGGACGAAGUCGCUCCCGCGGCCUCCUCCCAAAUCGCAGCAGCCGGAAAUCUGGAAGAGCAUGUACAGCACGCAGAUCCAGACGUUGACGUCGUGUCCGCGCUGCUGCACGGAUAUGGAGGUCGUGGUGGAGAUGGGCGACCAGCGGGUCGAUGUCUAUGUUGCGACUUUCAGGGACCUGGGCAAGGGCGCGGAUCGCACCGACGAGAAGUGGAUUGCGGCUCUUCGCGGCAAGAGCACGAUGGCUCGGGAUGCGUCUUUGGUGGUCAGGAAUGCGAUGUUGGGGAAUGAGAGCGGAGCUCGGGGGAACAGACGGUGA
Messenger RNA from Anthostomella pinea, 1002 nucleotides. NCBI's taxonomy places the organism in Eukaryota, Fungi, Ascomycota, Sordariomycetes, Xylariales, Xylariaceae. The record is from the annotation of a GenBank genome assembly.